Messenger RNA from Filobasidium floriforme, 2437 nucleotides. RefSeq names its product mitochondrial distribution and morphology proteins-domain-containing protein. The record is from RefSeq and is a predicted model, not a curated record. Gene Ontology annotation, cellular component: mitochondrial inner membrane. The transcript has 8 exons. Gene Ontology annotation, biological process: mitochondrion inheritance. Bases 85 to 2370 code for a protein of 761 amino acids. Lineage: Eukaryota; Fungi; Basidiomycota; Tremellomycetes; Filobasidiales; Filobasidiaceae.
CCUCUCUUCACGUGGUAUACUCGAAGGCCACAAGCACGACUACUCUGGCGUUCAAUAGAUCGACUAGGGCAGCUUAAUCCCGCAAUGAACGCUCAACCGGUAUGCCCUAGCCUGACGAGGACGCUCCUCCGAGCUCGACAACGAUCGACACCGUUGUCGUCAUCCCCCUUCUUCACGCACCGCACCAGGGCAUACCAUCGCCCAUCGCAUCGAACCGAUCGAGUGCAGUACUCUUCUACGGGAUUAAGGUUGGUACUCAACAAAAGUUGUGGCUUGAUCGGUCGAGCGGUAUCUGAGGGUACACCGUGGGGGCAAACCGAGAGCUGUAGACGUUAUUCUACCGAUCGCGAUGCGGAUCGAGCUGGACGACCCGAUUCCACCUCGACCGAAAAUGGCGGCAGUCAAGUCAAAUUGGAAAAGACUUAUAACAGAUCCGGCGCAAGUUCAGCUACGCUUGAGGAGCCGGUCGUUCCAGAAACAUUAUCGGACGGCCAACCUUACCUUCCUCCACUACCACACGCGCAGACAAACUACGCUCCCUUCAUCCGUCGACUCCUCUCCCGCUUACCCCAUCCUUCAAAAUCACCUAAUCCCGACCCUGGACUGAAUGAAAAUUCGAGCUCCCAUAAUCACAACCACGACCAUCAGCACGGACCCCACCCACACUUCCGUCCGACGAAGGAUCAGCUGUUAGCAGCCGCGACGUCGUUCUGGCAACGAUUGCGGAUCCGGUGGAAAUGGUUCUCGAUCCGAAGUUGGAGGAGGUUCAAUAUGGACGACUGGACGGCGUUUGGAAGUUGGGUCUUGGUCGGGAACACAAUCUGGAUCAUUAUCGGGACAACCACUUUCGUCUCUGCCCUCUUGGCGACCCUCAACUCGCUCUCCCUCCAGACUCAAGUUGCCAGGCUGUUGUCCGACUACCUGACCCGGAAUACGGGCUUUACUGUCGUAUUCGAGGAAGGCAUGAUCAAGCCUCGAUGGGCUGACGGUCGAUUACGUAUGGGCGGUGUCUUUAUCAGUCGUCGACCGAUCGAGCGGAGCGAGGGAGCAGAGGAUGAAGAAGAAGACGAAGCGGCGUGGAGGGCGAGGAAUAAUUACACGAUGUUCGACUUGAACAUCGAGGAGGUCGAGGUCACGCUUUCGUUGCCAAAGUGGUUUGACGGCAAGGGGCUCGUGAAUGAGGCUAAGGUCAAAGGGGUCAGGGGAGUGAUCGAUCGACGGCACGUCCACUGGGACACUUCGAAACCUCUUGUCCCCGCCGACUUCCGGCAUCCGAGCAAGACGGGCGACUUCGAGCUGGACAAUCUGGAAAUCGAGGAUUUCCUCGUGACCGUCCAUCAGCCCGGCGGUCAAAGGCCCUUCAACGUGUCCAUCUUCAACGCUCAGAUUGGCCCCUUCAGGAAACGGUGGAUGUUCUACGACAUGCUUUCCGCCGUGGGGAUUACUGGGCAGUAUGACAACUGUCUUUUCAGCUUGCAUAAGCCGCAAAAAUUGGGUACGAGCAGUAUAGGGGAAAAGGACGAGCGGAUCAAGCGACUAGCUCGAUUCAGGAUAGACGGUUUGCCCAUCGAACACGCACAAUAUGCGACGGGAUCCAAGGGACCCAUGUCAUGGAUCACCUCUGGCAAGCUGGAUGCCGUACUGGAUAUCAAGUUCCCCCGUCAUCCUGAUGAAGAGGUCGACCUGACGGCAAUUCUCAACCACCUCGGCAAGAACGUUGCAGAAAUUGCUAAAGAGGCCGGGGUCAUCGGUGAUGACAAGCAGACUGCCCAGUCUUCUGUCGACGCCAGAGGGUCUGCGGAAGCGGCUCAAAACGCUCUGGUAGCGAGUCGACAGGCACAGGCAGAGGCCGAUAUCAUUCCUGGUCAACAUCGUCUCGCUCGGCCAGCGUUGCGUGCGCCAGGGACCGAAACGACCUCGACCGGAUCUUGGGAUUGGACCGCUAACAUGCAAAAGGACCUCGAGGAGCGUGAAGUCAUGAUCGACAUCGACCUCCGGUUCCGUGAUAUCAAGGCUGCGGUGCCCCUCUACACUACGGACCUGAGCGUCAGCAACAAUGCAUUCAUUCGACCCAUCGUCGCUUUCAUGAAUGCCAACCGGACUCUUAUCCCGAUUCACUGCAGUGUCAAGGCCCCGCUCUCGGAUUUCGAUGGUGCUUGGACUCUUUUCGAAAGUGGUCUCACAUUAUCGACAUCGCAGCAGAUCCACGCUGCCCUCAUCCACCACGUUUCGUCUGUUCAGGCCAACAAGGAGCGUAUCCGUACCGUCGGCGCCUGGGGCGUUCAGCGAGGAGCUGAAGCUGUCCUCGCCAUGAUUCGAUCCGCUGUCGAUCCUGUCCACGGACAAGCUGCUCUGGCCUCUCCAGCUUGAAGCGUAUCAAGCGCGAGCAUGUAGCUUGCCACCAUAACGACCAAUAACGAGGAAUUGAUACGAGAUA